AGACACUCUUCUGAACUACUUGAACAAGAGAUAUUAAAAGCCUACUUGGAAGCAAAGAUAGAGCACGCACAAUUAGUUUCAAAUGCCUAUAAUACUUUCAUUCAGGCUGAUGUUGCUGUAGCUGCUCCGACCAAACCCAUGAAGAAAGGGAAGAGAGAAGCUGAGAAUGAAAUUGAGAAGUUAGUGAGUACAAAGAAGCAAAAGAAACAUUUGGCCGCAGCACAAGCUGCUGAGAAACAGAAGAGCGAUGCAAAGGCUCAGAAGAAGAAGAAGAAACAAGAAACCAGUUCCUGUGACGAUAGCUCUCAGCCAGAAGACGAGAAGCUUACUGAAACACUGACACCUCCUAAGAAAGUGACUCUUGCCAAGAAUGGAAAAUUAGCCAGCCGUUCGGAUGAUUCAGAUUCUUCAGGCGAGGAUGAAGCUCCUUCUAAGAAGGCUGUUGCAACUUCAAGUAAGAAUGGUGUUGCUGCUAAGAAGAAUGAUGAUUCGAGUGAUGAUUCGAGUUCUGAGGAAGAUAGCAGUUCUGAAGCCAAGAAACCUCCUGCUAAUGUCUCUGCUGCAGCUUCUAAGAAAGACGAGUCGAGUGAUGAGUCUA
Messenger RNA from Nicotiana tabacum (common tobacco), 598 nucleotides. The record is from RefSeq and is a predicted model, not a curated record. NCBI's taxonomy places the organism in Eukaryota, Viridiplantae, Streptophyta, Magnoliopsida, Solanales, Solanaceae.